Molecule: messenger RNA, 3516 nt
Organism: Lepus europaeus (European hare)
Lineage: Eukaryota; Metazoa; Chordata; Mammalia; Lagomorpha; Leporidae
Exons: 2
Coding region: 61-1143 (360 amino acids)
Biological process (GO): DNA integration
Molecular function (GO): RNA stem-loop binding; RNA-DNA hybrid ribonuclease activity
Source: RefSeq, a predicted model, not a curated record
ACGGACCAGCCACUGCCUGACUCAGAGGUAACCUGGUUCACGGAUGGAACCAGCUUCUCGAUGGAUGGUAAGCGGCGAGCGGGGGCGACAGUGGUUAGUAUAACAACAACCAUUUGGUCAGCGAGCUUGCCGGAAGGAACUUCAGCCCAGAAGGCUGAGUUGCUUGUGCUAACAAAGGCAUUGGAGUUGGCGACAGGAAAACGGGCAACCAUCUAUACUGAUAGUCGCUAUGCCUUCGCCACCGCGCAUGUACAUGGGGCUAUUUACCAACAAAGGGGACUAUUAACUUCGGCGGGAAAAGAAAUAAAACACAAGGCUGAAAUCCUCCGCCUCCUGGCAGCCGUCUCACUACCUUCAAAACUGGCCAUAGUACACUGCCCUAGUCACCAAAAAGGGUCGGAUCCAAUAACUGUGGGAAACCAAAGAGCUGACGAGGAAGCAAAAGCAGCUGCUCUGUGGGAACCUGAGGUCUGUACCCUUGCAGCGGAAAGUGAGACGCAUGCCCCACCGGAACAUAGAGAAGAAACCCUAGAGCAGCGGGCAGUUCCUUACUUACAGCAGGUUCAGCGCUUUACUCACCUGGGGGCACGAAAGUUACAAAUUCUACUGGGUGAUCAGCCUUUCUCCCUAUCCCCCUCUGACAACAAGCAUCUAGUGAAACAGGUUGCCAAUGAAUGCAAAGCCUGUCAGGCGGUAAAUGCCUACCCAAUCCAGACACCAGAAGGAAAAAGACUACAGGGAGACAGGCCGGGACAGUUCUGGGAAGUGGAUUUCACUGAAGUCAGGACUGCCAAAUAUGGCUAUAAGUAUCUUCUAGUUUUUGUGGACACUUUCUCGGGGUGGGUAGAAGCUUUCCCCACCCAUAAAGAAACUGCUCUCGUCGUGGCCAAGAAAAUACUGGAAGAGAUUUUUCCUCUGUUCGGACUGCCUCAGGUAAUCGGGUCUGACAGCAGUCCGGCGUUCGUAGCCCAGGUCGGGGACUCUGUGUACGUGCGAAGACAUCAAGCACACAACCUGAAACCGCAGUGGAAAGGUCCCUACGUGGUGAUCCUCACAACCCCGACAGCAGGUAAAGUUGAUGGCGUCGCUUCCUGGAUCCAUGCCUCCCACCUCAAGCCCGCUCCACCUGCAGGACCGGAGUGACAAUUGGAAAAGACUGAAAAUCCCCUUAAACUUCGGGUUCACCAUGUGGGUGGGACUGUGGACCCUCCCCCUAACAUUUAGUAAUCCCCAUGCACCCCAACUAUUGGUGUGGGAGGUAUAUACCCCCACUGGACAGGUGGCUUGGUCUAUUAAUGGGACACAUACCCCUGGGAUGUGGUGGCCCACCCUACACCCCGAUGUAUGUCAACUGGCUGCUGGAUUAGAUACCUGGGAUUUGCCUAAUCAAGAAUCCCCAGAUAAUAUUCCCUUAGAGGGUCCCCAGAGCAGAGACUAUCCCCGUCUCUAUCUGGGGGAUUACUGUGGGUGUAGAGACAGACAGAGACGGUGUUUUCUUCGUCAGCGAGAAUUUUAUGUAUGUCCCAAAGAUGGCCGUACCCGGAGCCAAAUCAGACAGUGUGGGGGACCAGAGUCCCUGUACUGUAGUACAUGGGGCUGUGAAACCACUGGGUCUGCCUAUUGGAAACCAUCUUCCAGUUGGGACUGGAUCACGGUGCAUCGCAACUUCACCCCUGAAGGAGGAGACAAAUGCGUCACCUCUAAGUUGUCCCAAACUGGUUGUGCUAACACUCCCCUCUGCAACCCGUUAAACAUUACCUUUACUACUAAAGGGAGGGACAUUUCCACGCUCUCCAGCUGGAUGAAAGGGAGAACAUGGGGGCUGAGGUACUAUGUCACCAGAUACGAUUUUGGCUUAUGGUUCACCAUCAGAUUAAAAAAGGCCCCGGCCUCAAGGCCAGUAGGCCCCAAUGUAAGCUGUCAAACCCAAGCUACCCACUUCCCAUAAGCCCGGCACUCCCAGACCCACUCCCAGCCAGCCUAUCCUCAGACCCACCCCGAAAUCCAUCGCACAGGCUACUCCGACGCAACCCCGCCGUCAACCUGCUCCCCCGCUCUUUAACCUAAUUGCGGGUGCGUACUCUGCACUGAACUCUUCUCAGGGAAAUUUAACCCAGUUCUGCUGGCUAUGCCUCUCUGCCUCGCCCCCUUAUUAUGAAGGCACUGCACUCAGCAGCUCCCCCCGGAUGAUAAACUCCUCUUCCUGUGACUGGGGUGGCAGCCACAAGCUUACUUUACCUGAGGUGUCAGGGAAGGGAUUAUGCAUAGGGUCACCCCCUGCAGAGGUUUCUAAGACUCUAUGUGAACAGGCCAUUACUCUCAAUACCUCUGCCUCGCAUUAUUGGGCACCUGACCCAGGGGUCUGGUGGGCCUGUAGUACCGGACUGACUCCCUGUAUUUCCACCUUAAUUUUUAAUCAAUCUAGAGACUAUUGCAUAAUGGUCCAGUUGUAUCCCAGGGUGCUUUACCAUGAAGCAGACACUUUCGCGGAGCUUGUGGAAAGCAGAACAACCCGGUUCCGACGGGAACCUGUGUCUAUCACACUGGCUGUUCUCUUAGGGUUUGGGACGGCUGCCGGGAUAAAAACAGGGAUGGCGGCCCUUGUGUAUGGAAAACAACAUUUAGCACAACUACAGGCUGCCAUGGCUCAGGACCUAAAAGAUUCAGAAACAUCAGUAACAGCACUGGAGCAGUUGCUAACAUCCCUAUCUGAGGUGGUUUUGCAAAAUAGACGGGGAUUAGAUCUCAUUUUCAUGAAGGAAGGGGGCUUAUGUGCUGCUCUUAAGGAAGAAUGUUGCUUCUAUGCCAACCGCACCGGAGUGGUAAGGGACUCAAUGGCCAAACUGAGAGAACGAUUAAGAGACCGACAGCGAGAAAGGGAGACACAACAGGGCUGGUUCGAAUCAUGGUUCACUCAGUCUCCAAGGCUCACAACUCUACUGUCGGCCCUGGCUGAUCCUCUAAUAAUUCUACUUCUAAUCGUAACCAUUGGUCCGUGCAUCCUUGAUAGGCUUGUCACCUUCCUGCGGGAACAAAUUAGUAAUGUUAAACUAAUGAUAAUUAGACAAAAAUAUACAGCCCUUGAAAAUGCCGAAACAGAGGAUCUCUAGGAUUGGAAAUCCCCACAAGAAGAAGUGGGGAAUGAAGGGUUAAAAGCUUAAAAGUAAAGCCAUAAAACUGAAACUGCAAAAAUCCAAGUGCAGCCAUAGUGAUAAGGAACCAAACUAUCUCUGUUGAAACAUGUGUCCCCGCUUGCCUGUGAAACUGUCCCCGUCCGCUUGAGAAAUAGCCUUGGGAAACUGCUUUGUGUAACUGUCUCAGGCGAUAGCUUCCAUGUGCCUGGAAAGAGCUGCAGUAAGUUCCUGUAACUUAGUGACCUUUGUAUGAAUUCACCCCCUCCCAUUUGUUUGUUGCACUGUAUAAAAAUCCUAGCCUUCUUUCUCUUGGGGCUGCUCUGUUCCUGAGUGUUCAGACAGCCCCAGCAUGCUGGAGAAAAUAAACCCUUUGCUGAUUGCA